AUCUGGCUGUCUCUCUGUUUUGUUUGAAGUCCUUGCUCCUCUGCCUUCACGCACUCCUGUGGAAGGUUCUGCAGACAACUGUGGCCGACAGAAUAAUAGCCUCCCAAAUAUGCCCACGCCCUGAUCCUCAGAAGCUAUGAAUCUGUUUUGUUACGUGGCGAAGGACUUGCAGGUGUGACAAGUAAAGACUCCUAGGACGGGGCGCCUCUCCUGGAUUAGCAGGUGGGCCCCAUAUAAUCACAGGGCUCCUCGUAGGAGGAGUUACAGCAGGGGGUGUGUGAGGAAGCAGGGGUCAGAGGAGUGCUCUUGCCAGAAGGAGGCCACAAACCAGAGAACACAGAAGCCUCUAGAAGCCGGAAAAGUCAGGGAAACGGUUCUCCUCUAGAGCCUGCAGAAAGAACGCCACUUUGCCAGCCUAUUUAAGACUUCUGACCUCCAGAACUGGCUCCUGCUCCACGACGUGACCAUGGCCGGGCUGCAGGAGCUGCGAUUCCCUGAGGAGAAGCCACUGCUCCGGGGCCAGGACGCCGCUGAGCUGGAGAACUCCGACACCUUCCUCUUGGCGGUGGACACAGACUGGAAGGAACAUGACAUCGAGACGCCUUACGGCCUUCUGCACGUGGUGAUCCGGGGCUCCCCCAAAGGGAACCGCCCGGCCAUCCUCACCUACCAUGAUGUGGGCCUCAAUCACAAGCUGUGCUUCAACACCUUCUUCAACUUUGAGGACAUGCAGGAGAUCACCAAGCACUUUGUGGUGUGCCACGUGGAUGCCCCUGGUCAGCAGGUGGGGGCGUCACAGUUUCCCCAGGGGUACCAGUUCCCCUCAAUGGAGCAGCUGGCCGCCAUGCUCCCCAGCGUGGUACAGCAUUUUGGGUUCAAGUACGUGAUUGGCAUCGGAGUAGGAGCCGGAGCUUAUGUGCUGGCCAAGUUUGCACUUAUCUUCCCCGACCUGGUGGAGGGGCUGGUGCUGAUGAACAUUGACCCCAACGGCAAAGGCUGGAUCGACUGGGCGGCCACCAAGCUCUCCGGCCUGACCAGCACUUUACCUGACACAGUGCUAUCCCACCUCUUCAGCCAGGAGGAGCUGGUGAGCAACACCGAGCUGGUGCAGAGCUACCGGCAGCAGAUCGGGAACGUGGUGAACCAGGCCAACCUGCAGCUCUUCUGGAACAUGUACAACAGCCGCAGAGACUUGGACAUUAACCGGCCUGGAACAGUACCCAAUGCCAAGACACUCCGCUGCCCCGUGAUGCUGGUGGUCGGGGAUAACGCGCCUGCUGAGGACGGUGUGGUGGAGUGCAACUCCAAACUGGAUCCAACCACCACGACCUUCCUGAAGAUGGCAGAUUCCGGGGGGCUCCCCCAAGUCACACAGCCAGGGAAGCUGACUGAGGCUUUCAAAUAUUUCCUGCAAGGCAUGGGCUACAUUGCAUACUUGAAGGACCGAAGGCUGAGUGGAGGAGCAGUGCCCUCGGCCAGCAUGACCCGCCUUGCCCGCUCUCGUACCGCGUCGCUCACCAGUGCCGGUUCGGUGGAUGGCAGCCGCCCGCAGGCCUGCACCCACUCGGAGAGCAGCGAGGGGCUGGGCCAGGUCAAUCACACCAUGGAGGUGUCCUGUUGAAGCCCCUAGCCUGGCAGAGAUGCCCACCUGCCCCCGCCCGCAUCGACGUCCCACUGGCAUCCUCGCGCCGGCUCAUUUUCCCUUUAGUUUAUUUUUGUGAAGGCCGGGGGAGGAAAUGGGUUCACUUCUCUUUUGUUAAAAACGUCAGGGGAUUCAUCCUAGAUGCUGCAGCAGAACGGUCUCCAGAUGGUUUGAGAGGCUCGCUCCUCCCCACCCCCACCUCACUCACCUUGUUAACUUGGCUGACUUAGGCCCCUCUUCCAACUCCCCACAGUCUGGGCAGGGCUCAGGGAGGAAGGGGAUCUGCUAAGGAAAGAGUUCAAGUCCUUCUCUGGGCAGGAUCCAGGGUAAUAUCCUGGACUGAAGAAAGCAUGGGAUGACCCCCAUGGGCAGGGCAGGUUUGAAGAUGGGAUGGGGUUUUGAGGUGGUGUGCUGGGACAGCAGGAGCAUGGGGUCCAGCUCAGGCACCGGGGUGACAGGAGACAGCACAGGGGAGCACUAGGAGGUAGGGGCCCUGGAGCUCUGCAGGCCCCUUUCUCCCCAUCUCCCCCACCAAGCACAUCUGUUUCUGUCUUUUGCACAUGUGACAAUCAUCUGAACCAUAGCCACAAGGGGGCGCUCUGACCAGGCAGCAGUUUUCCUGGUGCUCUCUGGGCUAGCCUGGUGAUGUAGGGCCAGGCAGACAGGCAGGCAGGGGCUGAACAGGGUUUCUCUGCUCCAGGAAGACCAAACACAGAGGACCUUACAGGUAGGAACACCACAGACCGUCCCAGCCCACACACUCCACCACCUCGUGGCCCUGUCCCAUGUCUGAGCCAAGGCCCUGAGGUAGAAAGUCACCUGAUCCUGUAUCUCCAUAGGGGCCUGACUUGGGGGCUGAACUUAAAUGCUGGGAUAGCCCAUGAAGGUCGGAUGCACCCCUGAGAACUUCACGGUGUCUGCCUUCAGGAGCCAGUAUGUGACUAGAGACAGUGGUGGCUGAGAUUCCCAGCAGACCCCCUCUUUUGUCCCCAGGUUCCAUGGAGGACAACCCAAUCAGCAGCAGUGUGUCCAAGGCCACCAGAAACAUGGUGUUGUUAGGGAGAGUUCUGGUCAAGCUAUGCCAACAUUUUAUGUGGGCAUCACUAAGCAAGAAGAGAUUUUAUCUGGAAAGAAAUGGUCUAAGGUAGUGAGACUUCUGCAGGCCCACAUCACCAUCUCAGGACUGUUGGAGUGGCUUGGGCUGGGGCUUGCUGGGUCCUGGGGUGGGAGGUGGAGGUUCCAAAAGAGAACAAGGUCCAGGCAGAAGAGAAAGGCUCUCCAUGUACCCCAGUCCCCUCCUUUCACGUGAAGCCCAGGACUGAGCCACACACAUCCAACCCACCUGCACCAUCAGGGAGAAUCUCCUGGCCCAGAAACAGGAGCCACUUGUCUUGGAGCCUAAAUCAAUUGCCACAAAGUCUAAAACAAGUAAAAGAGCAAUGAUAAAGGCAGUGCUAUGGAGGGGACAGUUGCGUGUGGGGUGCUCUGAGGCUGAGAGGACACCUGCAUCCACAUUUCUGCACAUAUCACCCCCUUCUAGAAUCUUAAGCCAUUACUAGACUGCUCUAGAGCCUGGUGGAGUGUUAGUCUGUCCCCAGUUCUAUUCACUCACGUGCUUCCUUUGAAUAUCAAAUGUGACUGUUUGAAAAGCUGGUAGAAUUAACCCCUCUUAACUGUAGAUAGCGCUGCAAAUCUUGGAUUUUUUUUUUUUCUGUCUUCUUUCAGAUAAGAUAUCUAUAAAUAUCUAUACAUUAUAUAUAUAUAUGUAUAUAUAUAUAUAUAUGUAUAUUGGGUCUUCCUGCGUGUGGUUUUCCAUCGGAGGUUGUCUCUUUGGUCAAAGUGAACUUUUAAUGGAAUUUAUUAUUUUCCUGUCUAUAUAAAGCGAAGAACCUAAUUUUGUGUAUUCUGGUGGCUGAUGUCAUGAAACUUUGAGACGACAAAAUGUAAAACAAAUAAAAACCCUUGUCAAAGUA
This is a messenger RNA of Acinonyx jubatus (cheetah), 3615 nucleotides long. RefSeq names its product NDRG family member 4 (gene NDRG4). The record is from RefSeq and is a predicted model, not a curated record. Gene Ontology annotation, biological process: signal transduction; brain development; positive regulation of ERK1 and ERK2 cascade. Gene Ontology annotation, cellular component: cytoplasm. The transcript is spliced from 17 exons. NCBI's taxonomy places the organism in Eukaryota, Metazoa, Chordata, Mammalia, Carnivora, Felidae. Bases 467 to 1621 code for a protein of 384 amino acids.